This is a messenger RNA of Closterium sp. Yama58-4, 273 nucleotides long. The record is from the annotation of a GenBank genome assembly. Lineage: Eukaryota; Viridiplantae; Streptophyta; Zygnematophyceae; Desmidiales; Closteriaceae.
AUGCAGAUGGCCCGUGAUUUCUCCGUGAACCACUUGAUUGAUCUUGGGGGGGGGGGGGGGGGAGAGAGAGAGAGAGAGAGAGAGAGAGAGAGAGAGAGAGAGAGAGAGAGAGAGAGAGAGAGAGAGAGAGAGAGAGAGAGAGAGAGAACGCAGAGAGAGAGAGAGAGAGAGAGAGAGAGAGAGAGAGAGAGAGAGAGAGAGAGAGAGAGAGAGAGAGAGAGAGAGAGAGAAGGCCCGUGGCUCUUCAAAGGGGGCAAUCAGUCGGGUACCUAG